Paramecium sonneborni is the source of this 907-nucleotide messenger RNA. Lineage: Eukaryota; Ciliophora; Oligohymenophorea; Peniculida; Parameciidae. The record is from the annotation of a GenBank genome assembly.
AGAAUGUUUCGUAUGUUUGAUCCAAUGUAUUAGUCAAUGAAUUAGAUCUUAGAGGAGAAUGGAAAUAUUUUAUGGUUGGGAGAUUGCACUGCAGCAUAUGAUAGAAAUUUAUUAGAUGGAAGAGGAAUAAAAACAGUAUUAACAGUAGCAGCGGGAUUAAAUGUGUCUUAUCCUGAAGGUGGAAUUGUGCAUAAAGUAAAUUAAAUUAGUAUUGAAGGUGUAUCAUAUACUAGAUAUAGAAUCAGCUAAUAUUGCAAGACUUUUUGGUGAUACUUGUAAUUAGAUUAGCGAAGGAUUAAAAAGAGGAGGUGUAUUAGUCCAUUGUGCAGCAGGAGUAUCAAGAUCAGCUUCAGCAGUUAUUGCUUAUAUAAUGAAGACUAGAGGAUUGAAUUUUCAAGAGACAUUCAAUUAUGUCCGAAAACGUAGAAGUGUUGUUUUUCCAAAUUAUGGGUUUUAAAGAUAAUUAAGAAAUUAUGAGAAAGAUCUCAAACAAUAAAAAUAGAAAGAACCUUAACCAAUCGAUAUGCCAAUUAAAUAGACUUAAAAAAAGCCUUAAGAAAUUGCAAUGGAUAAGCAUGAGUAAUUCAGUAUUUAGUAUUUGGAAUAGAAAGCAAAGCUCCUAUUAAAACCUGUAUAAGCUAAUCCAACAUUCAAUGCUGGUUAUUCAACACCAUAAAAAUAGUUCUAGAAAUAGAGGAUGCUGUACUAGUCUGCAAAGGUUGGAAGUCAAGAGCCAAAGUAAAGUUCAAUAACUUAGAAUUCAACAAGGGCAAAUUCUUAAUUUAAGAAUAAAAUCUUUGAGCCUUCAUUUAACCAAACUUAUUAAGGCCCUCAGAUUGUAACUUAUUCAAGAAACAAACUUGCAGAGAAAAUGCCUGAUAUUAAGAAAAAGACUUUCUAUAAGUGA